AUGACAGAAGACAGUUCUACACAGGGGUCUGCGGACUCUAAAAUUGACCAUGCCGCCUCCAUCAACUAUUGGAAUAGUAGACCCAGCACCUCAAGUGAAAUGCUGGGCAUGCUAGGCACUUAUCCCUGGUAUACACGCAUUGAGCUACAGGGAUCCAAGACCUUCUUGACCAAAGUUCGUCGAUCAGUACCAGCGAUUCCCCAGAAAGGCAAAUUGAAGCUAGGCGUGGACUGCGGAGCCGGUGUUGGACGAGUGACCGAAGGCUUUUUAAGUCAAGUCUGUGAUGUCGUGGAUGCAGUUGAGCCAGUUCAAAAAUUCACAGAUGUUUUGGCUCAGAGCAAACUUAAAGAAGACGGUGUUGUGGGGGAUAUCUACACUGUCGGUCUUGAGAACUGGUAUCCACAGAAGAAAUACGACUUGAUCUGGAUUCAGUGGUGUAUUGGACAUCUGACCGAUGCACAAUUUCAUGAGUUCAUUCUGAGAUGUCGUGAUUCGUUGACAGAUACUGGAGUUAUGAUCUUGAAGGAGAAUUUGUCCACCGAUUCCGGUAAUCAAGAUAUGUACGAUGAUGAGGAUAGCAGUGUUACAAGAACAGAUGAUAAGUUCAAGCAGCUGUUUGCUGCUGCUGGAAUGAAUGUUAUCAAGUCUGAGAUUCAAACUGGAUUCCCGAAGCAAUUCAAGCUUCUUCCAGUGAAGUCUUAUGCUUUGCGACUUCAGACUAAAGUCUGA
Messenger RNA from Penicillium angulare, 729 nucleotides. RefSeq names its product N-terminal protein methyltransferase. The transcript has a single exon. Gene Ontology annotation, cellular component: cytoplasm. The record is from RefSeq and is a predicted model, not a curated record. Gene Ontology annotation, biological process: N-terminal protein amino acid methylation. Gene Ontology annotation, molecular function: N-terminal protein N-methyltransferase activity. NCBI's taxonomy places the organism in Eukaryota, Fungi, Ascomycota, Eurotiomycetes, Eurotiales, Aspergillaceae. Bases 1 to 729 code for a protein of 242 amino acids.